AUUUUCCCGCAUGCCGUAGAAAUACUUUCAAUUUUCAACCACUAGUUCGCGCUACGUGUUAGUUCAAAGAAAAGUAAAACAUAUCAGCUGACAAAUAAAUUUUUGAAUAGCGCAUGAAAAUGUAAUUGAAUACGAACAUAUUAAUUGUAACGUGGGUUAUAUCAUGCUGUUUACUGCAGAUAAACGAGUUGACUCUUAUUUACCUACGACUAUUCAUUCGAAAGAGCAAAUGACGUAAUGAAAUAUUAUGAUUUACCCAAAGGUGACUCCUAUGAAAUGUUUACUCACAGUUAUUUUAACAAGUCUCACACUUGCUGUUUUUAUUCUAUCAUCAAAUGAGCUCUCUCCUAGUCUCCUGAUAGUUUCGAGAAUUUUCAACCCAGAAAUAAGAGUUAAUUAUACUCCAGGAGAUUUCGUUAAGUAUAUGUAUCUAGAACCUGCAAAUGAAAGCUACUGUAAUUUCAAUUAUAAACUCCUCAAUGAUUUCACUUUUGACGGAGAAUACAUAGAUUAUGGUCCGGAACUUGGAAAAAAUAGUCCUUAUAGAGUUAUUUAUAAUGUUAUUUCGGCGAAAGCGACAACAGAUAUACCAAAAGUAACAUACGCUACACACGUAUCGGCAGAUUUUAUGUAUUAUUUACCAGAGCUUGUUAGAUACUGGGAUGGUUUUAUUAGCGUUACAGCAUUUGUACCAGAUACAGAUGUGGCUUUAGUAUUAAAACAAAUUAACCAAUAUUGUCAUUGUCUUCCAGGAAUGUCUAGAGUAUCAUUACAUUUUGCAUAUAGUGUAACCACAGUACCUUUGCUGAGAAAUAUCUAUUUUAAUAAACCAGUUACCUGUGAAGUAGCUGAUUCUUCAAAGAUAGAAACAUACAGACAUACAAAUGACUCAGUGAUUUACCCAAUAAACGUCUGUAGAAAUGCAGCUAGAACAGCUUCGUUAACAGAGAAUGUAAUGGUGUCUGAUAUUCAACUAAUGCCUAGUGAAGGUUUAGCGCGAAAAUUUUUGGAUAUGAUAGAUCAGUACAAACUAUAUGACUGUUCUAGAAACGUCUAUGUUCUUCCGAUAUUUGAAGUUGAAGCAAAUGAAGAAAUUCCGAGGAGGAAAUCUCAAUUAGUAGAAUUGCUAAGAGAAAAUAAAGCUGUUUACUUCCAUAAAUUAAUAUGUACCCAUUGUCAAAAAUUUCCUGGAAUCGAAACUUGGUUGAGAACCACACCCAGCGAUAUCGUAGAACCUCUGGUAUCAGCUCGUAGAGAAGUGCCUUAUCACAGGUGGGAGCCUAUAUAUAUUGGAACUAAAGCUGAACCCUUUUAUAAUGAAAUGUUAUCAUGGGAAGGCUUGCAGGAUAAAAUGUUGCAGAUGUUAGAAAUGUGCCUUAUGGAAUACAAAUUUGUUAUACUAGAUGGAGCGUUUUUAGUUCAUUGGCCCGGCAUCAAAAAGAAACAGAAUCAACAAAAUGAAGAACAAUGGAGAGAACCCUUCAAAAAACAAAAUUCUAACGAAUAUGCAAAAAUUCUCAUGAAUUUGUUAAGUCGAUAUGAUGCUAAAUCUGAAUGCAAGCCAUAUUAGGAAGUAUGUUUCAUUUUGAAAUUUGCCAUAUUUUAAUUGAGGACAAAGAGUUUUCCGGAAAAUCGGUUUUGUUCAAGAGGUUAGAAUAAUCCACCGAAUUUUGUAUUGCUCAACAUUAGCUUUGUUACUUUCAAGAAGAAACAAUAUUUAUAAAAACAUACAUUUUUUAAAUGAAUUAUGUAAACUCAACGUGACUUUUUGAAGAAAUGAGUUCGAUCUAAUUAGAUAAAAUUUAGGUUGAUUUUCAAUUUGGUUAGUUUACGAAGUUAUUCAAGCUUCUAAAUUAUUCUUCUGUCGUUUACUAAUGGAAUAAUGCUAAUAAUGGUCGUGUAUUGCUCAUUUCUUUCUAAUAGUUCCAGAUUUGAUUUGAAUUGGUACAUGAAUCAAUCGAUUGUUAUUCUUGAAAAGCCAUUUAAUACUCGAUUACCUUAUAAAAUUUACUGUUUGUUUAUUAGCAAUAAUAAUAAAAAUUUUGUCUUGA
Molecule: messenger RNA, 2051 nt
Organism: Diorhabda sublineata
Lineage: Eukaryota; Metazoa; Arthropoda; Insecta; Coleoptera; Chrysomelidae
Product: beta-1,4-glucuronyltransferase 1-like
Exons: 8
Coding region: 248-1570 (440 amino acids)
Source: RefSeq, a predicted model, not a curated record